UCAAGAUGGAGACCAUGCGACUGUCCACCACUAAGCUGAUGUUGGAGAAUGCCUGCUUCCUGAUGCAGAGUGACAGCAUGGUGGCCUGGCCCCUCAUCUGUGACCCCACCAGUCGCGUCCUAGACUGGCUCAGGAGCUUCUACGGCGACACAGGCCUUGUGGAGGUCAAAUAUUCUGAGAUCCGCUCCCAGUUUGAGAACUGUCUGGCUGAGGGCUGCCCUCUGUUGGUGACAGAUUGUGACACAAUGCAACUAGCCAAGGACAAGCGCUUCAGGGAUGCCAUACAAAGCUGUAAACAUUUCAUCAACGGCAAAGCCAAGUUCAAAAUCACUGUGGAGGAUCAUGAAGUGGAGUGUGAUCCACGUUUCCGCCUGUUCCUACACACCACGGUGGAGCCCCAUAUUGUACCACCACACCUGGCGGCGUACACGUCCGUGAUCUACUUCCAGCGGUCUCGCGCCGACAUCGAGGAAACCUUAUUGGACCGGUUCAUUUACCAGGAGAAAUCCAAACUAGAGGAGGAGAGAGUCUCACUACUCCAGGUGUGGAAAAUUUAA
Molecule: messenger RNA, 557 nt
Organism: Saccostrea cuccullata (small rock oyster)
Lineage: Eukaryota; Metazoa; Mollusca; Bivalvia; Ostreida; Ostreidae
Product: dynein heavy chain, cytoplasmic-like
Exons: 4
Coding region: 6-557 (183 amino acids)
Biological process (GO): microtubule-based movement
Cellular component (GO): dynein complex
Molecular function (GO): dynein intermediate chain binding; minus-end-directed microtubule motor activity; dynein light intermediate chain binding
Source: RefSeq, a predicted model, not a curated record